AUGGAUGUACGAUCAGAAACGAUUGUUACGCAUAAUAAUUAUUAUCCUUAUGAGACAGCUCAGAUAUUAGAAAAGUCAGUUACUCCUGUUACAAUAUAUGAUGCUAUUUGUUUUACCAAAAAAGCAUGGGGAAGUGUAACAUCAACAGUAAUAAAAAAUUGCUGGAAACAUACUGGAAUUUUACCUGAAAAUUUAGAAUUUUUGAAUAAUGUUGAAGUUGAGGUUGAAGUUGAUAUUGAACAAGAGAAUCAUGAAGUUCAAGAUUUAAUUAACCAACUUCCAUUUGAUGAUUCACUUUUAGCAGAUGAGUAUUUAAAUAUUGAGAAUAACAUGGUUGCAGGCGAAUUAGUAAUGGAAGACGAGGAUAUUGUUGCAUUAAUUCAACCAACAGAAAUAGAAAUAGAUGAGCAACAGGAUGAAAUCUUUAUUCCAAGUGAUUUUGAUGUAUGCGAAGAUGAAUUAAAAUGUAUUUGUACUCUUAGAAAAAAAUUAUUAAGUCAUAAGGUUAAUAGUUCCGUGCAACAAUCUUUAGAUAAAUAUUUUUGUUUAGAAUAA
This is a messenger RNA of Entrophospora sp. SA101, 555 nucleotides long. The record is from the annotation of a GenBank genome assembly. Lineage: Eukaryota; Fungi; Glomeromycota; Glomeromycetes; Entrophosporales; Entrophosporaceae.